CCCGCGCGCGGUCCCUGCGCCCCGCUCCGCCCGCGCCUGGCUGCCCGCGCUGCGCCUCGGGCGUCCAGAGCGCACCCCUCGCUCGGCAGCCAGCGCCGCCCUCGGCAGCCCAGCCGCAGCCUUGCUCCUCUUCCUCCUCGACCUCCUCCUCCUCCUCCUCCUCCGCGGCCGCCGCCGGACACGCAGCCGCAGGCCGGGGCCGGGACGCAGCUGGGGAGUCAGGGACGCGCGCCGCCCGCCCUUCCCCCUCCGGCUCCCGCACCGCCGGCCGCCUCCCCUCGCCCUCCUCCUCUCCCCUCCCUGCUCCUUCGCUUCUUCCUCCUCCUCCUCUCCCGGCCCCAGCUGCCAGCACCAUGUCCGCAGGGGGAGAUUUUGGGAACCCACUGAGAAAAUUCAAGUUGGUGUUCCUGGGGGAACAGAGCGUUGGGAAGACGUCUCUGAUCACAAGGUUCAUGUAUGACAGCUUCGACAACACAUACCAGGCCACCAUCGGGAUCGACUUCUUGUCAAAAACCAUGUACUUGGAGGACCGUACGGUUCGACUGCAGCUCUGGGAUACGGCCGGCCAGGAGAGGUUCCGCAGCCUGAUCCCCAGCUACAUCCGGGACUCCACGGUGGCUGUGGUGGUGUACGACAUCACAAAUCUGAACUCCUUCCAGCAGACCUCUAAGUGGAUUGACGACGUCAGGACAGAGAGGGGCAGCGAUGUGAUCAUCAUGCUGGUGGGCAACAAGACAGACCUGGCUGACAAGAGGCAGAUAACCAUCGAGGAAGGGGAGCAACGCGCCAAAGAACUCAGUGUCAUGUUUAUUGAGACCAGUGCGAAAACGGGCUACAACGUGAAGCAGCUCUUCCGACGUGUGGCAUCAGCCCUGCCCGGCAUGGAAAAUGUCCAGGAGAAAAGCAAAGAAGGGAUGAUUGACAUCAAGCUGGACAAACCCCAGGAGCCCCCGGCCAGCGAGGGCGGCUGCUCUUGCUAAUGCAGAGCCGGCUGGCACCUUCCUCCGACACCACUUGCUUGUUGUGUUGUUCCCUAUUGGCUAGCUUCCUAACGGGGUGGGGAAUGAGUUGAUCAUGAUGGGAGGAUUUUCCUUUCUCUCUCUAGGAAUAGGGUGGGUUGGGGAGGGAGGCUGGGCAUCAGGGAUCACAUCACUCUUAACAGCUGUUACUUAAACAACUAUUUUUUGGUUUGGUUGUAAUAUAUUGUACUUUAUUAAGAUUGCCAAAAACUGUUAAAAUUUAAAAAAA
Messenger RNA from Castor canadensis (American beaver), 1248 nucleotides. It is a transcript of the gene Rab6b, whose product is annotated as RAB6B, member RAS oncogene family. Gene Ontology annotation, molecular function: GTP binding; GTPase activity. The record is from RefSeq and is a predicted model, not a curated record. NCBI's taxonomy places the organism in Eukaryota, Metazoa, Chordata, Mammalia, Rodentia, Castoridae.